Molecule: messenger RNA, 1064 nt
Organism: Paramecium pentaurelia
Lineage: Eukaryota; Ciliophora; Oligohymenophorea; Peniculida; Parameciidae
Source: the annotation of a GenBank genome assembly
AUGAAUAGUGAUGAAAUUAUAUCUGUUGUUGCUGAUAUUGGUAAUCUCUAUACUAGAGCAGGAUUUACAGGAGAUGAUUUUCCUAGAUGGAGUACUUUCACAAAAUGUACUGAGACAAUGCAAUUUGGAGAUGAAUCAUUAGGGUAUGGUAAUGGUUAAGUAUUGGACAUAUUAUAACCAUUUAAUCCAGAUUUAUAUGAAAAUUUAUUGAAAAAGAUGUUUGAGAAACUUGGAGUUCAAUCUAAAGAUUAUAGUUUAUUGUUAGCUAAUAAUUUCCAGACUAAACAUGAUUUAUAAAAAGUAGUGGAAAUAUUAUUUGAAAGUGUAGAAAUUCCAAAUUUCUUCACUAUUAGAAAUGCAGCCUUAUCUACAUUUUCAGCAGGUCGUUCUACAGCAUUGAUUUUAGAUAUUGGUGCAUAUUCAACAACUGCAUCUGCUGUUCAUGAUGGUUAUACAUUAUUAAAAACUCAAAUUUAAGCGCCAAUUGGUGGAGAAAUACUAAAUGAACCAUUUAGAUAAUUUGUAGUUGGAGAAUAUAAUUAAUUUAAAAAAACAUGUUUAGCUAGAGACAUUAAAUAAGGUUUAUUAACUUAUGAACAAAUUGAUACAACAUAAUAAUAUGAAUUACCUGAUGGAAAGUUUAUAUAAAUGUAAUAAGCAUAACUUUCUGAAAUUGCAGAUAAAUUAUUUAAUAGUAAUGAUAAUUUCAAAGGUAUUCAACAUAUGUUAUUGGAUAUAAUUAAUAAUUCUGUUAAUGAUAUUAAAUAAUAGUUAUGUUCUACUGUAAUAUCAACUGGAGGAUCAUCUAAUAUUCCUGGAUUUUUGAAUAAAUUAUAAACUACUUUAUCUGCUUUGGCACCACCUAUGUGUAAAAUUAAAUUAAUAAUAUAUCCAUCUAAUGUAUAAAAUUUAUUUUAAUUUAUUAGUAAAAUCGAUAUCAUUCAGUAUUUAUUGGUGGAUCUAUUUUGGCAUCACUUAGUUCUUUUUAAUCUCUUUGGGUUGCGAAGAAUGAAUAUUAGGAAUCUGGUAAAUUUAGUAUUAUAGAAAGAAAAUGUCCAAAUUGA